AUGGGCGCAUCCUCUUGGGCCAUCCCUGUCGGCGUCCUCGGCGGUCUCUGCCUAAUCUGUCUGGCCUUCAUCUGGUGGUACAUCCCCAGACUCUACACCAGAGGCGUGCAAGCAGACAUCAACCGUGUGGCUGCCGAGAAACAAGAGCGUGAGCGUCAAGCUGCGGCGUUGCGGGAGGCGAAUGGAGAGAUUCCUGACUUGGAGGCUGGUGGUGCGCAGGUUGUGACGCCGGUGGAAAUGUGGGUCAUUACUCAAUAA
Messenger RNA from Aureobasidium namibiae CBS 147.97, 258 nucleotides. RefSeq lists its product as uncharacterized. The record is from RefSeq and is a predicted model, not a curated record. NCBI's taxonomy places the organism in Eukaryota, Fungi, Ascomycota, Dothideomycetes, Dothideales, Saccotheciaceae. The transcript has 2 exons. The coding region runs from base 1 to 258 and encodes 85 amino acids.